This is a messenger RNA of Pseudoliparis swirei, 3732 nucleotides long. It is a transcript of the gene msh3, whose product is annotated as mutS homolog 3 (E. coli). Lineage: Eukaryota; Metazoa; Chordata; Actinopteri; Perciformes; Liparidae. Gene Ontology annotation, biological process: somatic recombination of immunoglobulin gene segments; mitotic recombination; mismatch repair. Gene Ontology annotation, cellular component: nucleus. The record is from RefSeq and is a predicted model, not a curated record. Bases 67 to 3477 code for a protein of 1136 amino acids. The transcript is spliced from 24 exons. Gene Ontology annotation, molecular function: mismatched DNA binding; ATP binding; ATP-dependent DNA damage sensor activity.
AGCCCAACGCCGCUCACUGCACAGCUUGUUUUGGUGUCUCGUGCACGGACUUCUGCAGGUAAAAACAUGCCAAAGGCCGCAAAGAAGUCCCGCACCGCUCAGCCCUCCAUCAGCAGGUACUUCGGGGGGCCGAGCGGCGGCGCCUCCGUCAACCAGAACCCGGCUCGGCACCAGCUCUGGAGAGGCAAGAAGAAACUUUCCCCCGAUCAUCAUGGCGAGUUGGGAUUGUCAACAAAGCGAGCCAAGCUCUGUGUUCGAGACCAGCAGGAGGACUUGGACUGUGAGCCAGCACCCCGUCACAGCACUGAAGAGACGGUGCCAACGAGGAACCGGGGGUCAGUUGACCUCUGCGCCUCCACCCGGGAGAAGCUGAAAGGUUUCACCUGCUCGGCCGAGCCCGGUGUCGCUCGGAGAGGAGAAGUGAAGACGGAUGGUGCUAGUAGCAGUAGGAUCUGUUGUGAUGGAGGAGGAGGAGCAGGAGGAGAAGGAGGAGGCAGCGGUGAUGGCGCUCGGCCUCCCAGGGACGGAACAGAUCAAUCCGGCAAUGAAAUCAGCCUCCAACAUCCAGAAGAUGAGCUGGAGGAGGAGGAUGAGAAUGAGGACGAGGAGGUCAAAGACGAGGAGAGUUCAGGGAUGGCUGAACAGGGUUUCCGCUUGUCUCAGUUUGCCAAGUCAGGAGGAGGAGGAGGAGGAGGAGGACGGGGUCGAGGAAGAAGGGGUGCAAUGGCGAGUCCUCCGUCAGACUCCGGCAACCCUCCCAGGCGCCCGAAGAAGAGCGCGUACACCCCCCUGGAGCAGCAGGUGGUCCUGCUGAAGCAGCAGCACCAGGACGCCUUGCUGGCCGUGGAGUGUGGAUACAAGUACCGGUUCUUCGGGGAGGACGCAGAGAUCGCCGCGAAGGAGCUGAAUAUCUUCUGUCACCUGGAUCAUAACUUCAUGACGUGCAGCAUCCCCACGCACCGCUUGUUUGUGCACGUCAGACGCCUCGUGGCCCACGGACACAAGGUCGGUGUGGUCAAGCAGACGGAGACGUCUGCCAUCAAGGCCUCGGGGGCCAAUAGGAACGCUCUGUUCUCUCGUCACCUGAGUGCUCUGUACACCAAGUCCACUCUGGUGGGGGAGGAUGUGAACCCGGUCUGCAGACUGGGCGAUGUGGAGGGGGGGGUCUGUGGGGACGUGGUGACGGACCCCCCAGACAGCUUCCUGCUGUGUGUCAGUGAGAACUGGGACAAACUCAAGAAGCAGCUCACCGUGGGGCUGGUGGCGGUUCAGCCCAGCACAGGAGACGUGUUGCUGGACUGCUUCCCAGAUGGCGAGUCCCGCUCGGAGCUGGAAGGUCGUGUCCUAAAGAUUAACCCCGUGGAGAUCCUGGUGCCCUCUGACCUCUCAGAGCAAACCCACAGACUCCUCCAGAGCAUCGCCAAUGCCAGCGCUCAGGCCGAUGACCGAGUGAGAGUCGAGAGGAGGGACGGCGCUCAGUUCGAGUUCGCCACCGCGAUGAACACGGCCACCGAGUUCUACUGCCACGCCUCGGAGAAAGGCUCUCGCUCGCUGUCGAUCGUCGCGUCCUUGGAGAGCCCAGUGAUCUGCUGCCUGGGGCCGCUCAUCCAGUACCUCCAAGAAUUCAACUUGGAAAGAGUUCUUAGGAGCGAAAGCUCGUUCCAGCGGCUGUCCUGCGAGUCGGAGGGCAUGAACCUCGGCGCCGCCACGCUCCGGAACCUGGAGAUCCUCAACAAUCAGACAGAUGGCGGUGCGAGGGGCAGUCUGCUGUGGGUGUUGGAUCACACUCGCACUCCGUUCGGGAGGAGACUGAUGAGGAAGUGGGUGAGCCGGCCCCUCACAGACCCGCGGUCCAUCUCGGAGAGGCAGGACGCCGUGCAGGAGAUCCUCGAGUCGGACUCGCUCACUUUGAAUGCCGUCAAAUCCCUGUUGGCGCGUCUGCCCGACCUGGAGAGAGGCGUCUGCAGCAUAUACCACAAGAAGUCCUCCACGCAGGAGUUCUACCUCAUUGUCAGCAGCCUUUCUCGACUGGGAAGUGAACUGCGGGCCUUGCUCCCGGCGGUCCAGUCCCAGAUCGGCUCCGCCCUCCUCCGAAGCCUCUUGUUGGACACGCCGGACCUGCUGGCUCCGGCCCACAGCCACCUCGAGGUGCUCGAUGAGCGGGCCGCCAAGGCGGGCAAUAAGACGGAGCUGUUCUCAGACCUGUCCGGCUUCCCGUUGCUUCGGAAAAGAAGGGAGCAGAUCCAGAGUGUCGUCGGCCAGAUCCAAGACCAUCGCAAAGACAUCCGGCGGACGCUGAAGGCCCCGGCGCUGGACUACACCACCGUCUCUGGACAGGAGUUUCUGAUUGAGGUGAAGAACUCGCUGUCGUCCACUGUUCCACCCGACUGGGUCAAAAUUGGCAGCACCAAGGCGGUCAGCAGGUAUCAUUCUCCCUUCCUGGCGGAGCGCUACAAGACGCUGCUGCAGCUCCGGGAGCAGCUGCAGCUGGACUGCCAGACGGAGUGGACCCAUUUUCUGGAUCAGUUUGGGGACCACUAUCACACCAUGAAAAGGGCUAUUAGUCACCUAGCAACCAUGGACUGUCUCUUUUCAUUGGCUGAGGUGGCUAAGCAAGGGGACUAUUGCAGGCCGGAGGUGUGUGACGCUCGGCGUCAGAUUAUGAUCCGGGACGGCAGACACCCGGCCAUCGACUUACUGAUGGGAGAGCACAGCCAGUAUGUGCCCAACCUCACCGAGCUACAGGGCGAUGGCAGGAGAACGAUGAUAAUCACUGGUCCUAAUAUGGGGGGUAAGAGCUCCUACAUCCGCCAGGUGGCCCUGAUCUGUGUUCUGGCUCAGAUGGGCUCCUACGUCCCGGCCUCUGAGGCCCGCCUGGGCGUGCUGGACGGCAUCUAUACGAGGAUGGGAGCUUCAGACAACAUUUACAAAGGCCGCAGCACGUUCAUGGAGGAGCUGACCGAAGCCUCGGAGAUCAUUCGCCGCGCGACCGAGCGCUCAUUGGUCAUCCUCGAUGAACUGGGACGGGGAACCAGCACCCACGACGGGAUCGCCAUCGCCUAUGCCACCCUGGAGUACUUCAUCAAAGAUGUGGAAGCCUUCACCCUGUUUGUGACCCAUUACCCUCCGCUGUGCGAGCUGGAGCAGGUGUAUCCUGAACACGUGUCCAACUACCACAUGGCUUUCCUACUCGAUGAACCGGACAUCGCCACUAAUGACGGAGAGGUUCUGCCAGAGUUCAUCACGUUCCUCUACCAGUUGACCGAAGGAGCAGCAGGGCGGAGCUACGGCCUGAACGUCGCUCGAUUGGCCGACAUCCCAGAUGACAUACUGCACACCGCCGCACGCAAAGCCAGAGAGCUGGAGAGCGCGGUCAACGGCAAGAGGAAAAAUCUGAAGAAUAGGAAACUUCUCUCGGCUCUCUUGAGCGUCUCGGACGGAUCGUCCCUCGCCGAGUGGCUGCAGUCCAACGCUUGACAUGAAGAAGAGGAGCAGCCGGCCACCAGUAGAGGAGCUCAAAGAAGAGUGGACAAGGGAGAAGUGAUGACUUGUUCCACUGGGGACUCUGCACUGAUUGGUGUAGAGGGGUUGUUGCUGCUCUCUUUGCUCGUGUGAGAGUGUGAGAGUGUGUGUUUGUGUGUGUAUGUGUGUGUGAGAAAAGGAUUUACCUCGCCAUCAUCUGUACUGUAACCUAACUGCCAGAAUAUCAAUAAAUAUACCAGCUGAUCCAGA